Messenger RNA from Trichomonas vaginalis G3, 1665 nucleotides. RefSeq names its product ATP binding. The transcript has a single exon. The record is from RefSeq and is a predicted model, not a curated record. Gene Ontology annotation, cellular component: nucleus; cytosol. Gene Ontology annotation, molecular function: ATP-dependent protein folding chaperone; ATP binding. NCBI's taxonomy places the organism in Eukaryota, Parabasalia, Trichomonadida, Trichomonadidae. Gene Ontology annotation, biological process: protein folding. Bases 1 to 1665 code for a protein of 554 amino acids.
AUGAACCAUUCCAUUCACUGUGUUGGCAUAGAUCUUGGACAUAAGAAUGCAAUUGUUGCAGUUAACACUAACGGAAUAAUCAAAGUCUGCGCUGAUUCUUCAUCUACAAAGAUAUUUCCAACUUUGAUAUCGUAUGGCGAAGAAAGACGCUUUUUUGGAGAUCAAGCUCAACUGAACCAACCCGAUAACAUAAGUUUUACAAUUGCAAAUCUCAGAAAAUUGAUUGGUUUACAAUAUAAUUCACCAGACCGAGAAAGAAUUGAACCUGAUUUUAGGUUUUCCUUGUGUAAAUUGGAAAAUGAAUUAACUGGUAUUUGGUGUAGAAAUUUUCCUAAACCAAACGCUUUUUCACCAGAACAAUGCAUUGCAUCAUUUUUAAAGCAUUUAAUUAACAUUGCUAAAAAGGAAGAGAAUGACCCAGAAGUAAACAAGUUAUAUUUAUCGGUUGAUCCAGAUUGUUCAAAUAUUCAAAGAAUUGGACUUUUGAAUGCAGCAAAAAUAGCUGGAAUAGAUUGUGAACUUGUCACAUCAACAGUUGCUGCAGGAGCAGCAUAUAUACACUCUCAUACAGAUAAAAUAGAACAAGAUCCUUAUCAAUCAAAGACAAUUUAUGUAGUUGACAUUGGUGAUUCUUCAUUAAAGGUUAGUAUCCUCAAAUUGUUUCAAAAUUCCAUUGAAGUAAUUGCUCAUCAGCAAAAAAAUGAAAUCAGCGGCAGAAAAAUCACUGAACUUCUAACUGAGUACCUCCUCAACAAAAUAUCACAGAAAUACUUCAUCAAUCUCAGAAACGAUUUGAGAAACAAAUCCUCGUCCAUGCAUCAAUUUCUCAAAUCCGUUGAAAAUGCCAAAAAAAUUCUCUCAGCAAAUACUUCUGUCCAAUUUGAAUACCAGUAUGGUGAUAAAUACAUCAGUUUUCCCAUUAAUAGAGAAGAUUUUGAAGAUAUUAUCGAAGAAUAUGCAGAAUACUGUGCAUCAUUUGUCAAUGAACUGAUCGAAACAAGUGAUGACUUUCCAACCUUCAUAGAACUCAUCGGAGGAACAUCCAGAAUUCCGUUAUUCCGCAAAAAGAUCGAAGAAAUCGGAAUUAAGGUUGUUUCAAACAUCAAUGUUGAUGAAUGUGUAGCCAUUGGAUGUGCUAUGAAACCUUCUUUGCAGAUUGCAGACAUAUUAUAUCGUCCAAUUGAAAUUGAAUCGGAAAAUAUAAUAGUUUUCGAUGCUCUUGAGUUCAUUCCAACCAUAACAAAGUCUUUUAACAAAAUUGUAAAUUUCUCAUGUAAAGUAAAAGUUGAGUCAAAUGGCAGCGAUUACAAAGUUUAUGUUGACUCAAAUGGAGUUUUCAGAGUCAAUUAUGACAUCAAUUACGUAAAAGUUACAAUUCCAAACGAUUUUUCUGAAAAUCAAAUCAAAGAAUUUAGAAAAAUUGAGAAAUCUUUGAAAAAACGCGACAAAAAUGUUAUUGAAAGCGACCAUUUAAAGAUCAUGCUUGAGUCAAAGAUAUAUGAAGCGGAGGGAAUCUUCAGAGACAUGAUCAAUGAAUUAAUGAAGAACAAAAAAUUCAUGAAUGAAGAACAAUUAUCAAAGGAAAAAGAAUUAAAGAAAAAAGAAUUAUUAAAGAUAUUUGAAUUCCAUAAACUAGAUCAGAUAGCUAAUGAGAACAGAAAAUAG